AUGACCCUAGACUCAGUUUACGGCGUUGCGUUCAGAUCUGUCGCCACGGCAGACGAGAGCGCAUACAGAAACGCCAUCAAAUUCUACCACAAGCUCGGCUUUUCCACCGUCAAGACCUACGACAAGUUCAGAGGUACCAAGCAGACGACUCCUUCGUCGGGAACCGCUCAGGGCUCCAUCAAAGAAACAUGGCUAGAGAGUUUCAAGCUUUCAGAAGUCGACAACAAUGGAUUCCGUAUCCCUCAACAGGAAGCGUCGAAUCACGAACAGAGUGACGGUGCUCUUUUGAAAAUCAGACUCGUAACCGACGAGCCCUUCCAAGCAGGUGAAUCCAGCAUUACGUACUACAGUGCUGAGCCAGAACACAUUGCCCAAGUUCUUCCAGAGGCGCAGAAGCUUGAAAGUGGUGAGUUUGUCGCCAGCGACCCUCUAGGCAACGAAGUUCGCUUCUCAUCUUUCGUCAGAGCCGGCGACAAGGAAGCUGUGGGUAAGGAAUUCUUCUUGGAUGAGUCCAAAACUCCAGCCCAUUACCUCAAGCCCGACCACAGCGCUACUUCGUCCACUUCUGCCACAAACGACCCUACUUUGACUAACAACAAGGGCGAAAUCAAGAGAAAAAUCGCCGUGAUGACCUCUGGUGGUGACUCUCCCGGUAUGAACUCCGCAGUUCGUGCCGUUGUCAGAGCCGGUAUUUACUACGGCUGUGACGUUUUCGCCGUCUACGAAGGUUACGAAGGUUUGCUGCAAGGCGGAGACCUGCUCCGCAAGAUGGAAUGGCAGGACGUCAGAGGCUGGCUCAGCGAGGGUGGUACCUUGAUCGGUACUGCUCGUUGCAUGGGUUUCAGAGAACGCAAGGGCCGUAAACAGGCCGCUGCCAACCUGAUCACUGAAGGUAUCGAUGCCCUUGUUGUGUGUGGGGGUGACGGUUCGUUGACAGGUGCCGAUUUGUUCAGAUCUGAGUGGCCCUCUUUGGUCGAAGAACUCGUGAACGACGGCGUUUUCACCGCCGAGCGCGUUGAACCAUACAGAAACCUAAAGAUUGUGGGCCUUGUUGGUUCCAUUGACAACGACAUGUCCGGUACAGACUCUACUAUUGGUGCCUACUCCGCUUUAGAGAGAAUCUGUGAAAUGGUCGACUACAUUGACGCCACCGCCAAAUCUCACUCCAGGGCUUUCGUUGUUGAAGUGAUGGGAAGACAUUGCGGUUGGUUGGCCUUGAUGGCCGGUAUCGCCACUGGUGCUGAUUACAUUUUCGUUCCUGAAAGAGCCGCUACCGCAGGAAAAUGGCAAGCAGAACUACAAAAAGUGUGCCAAGCCCACAGAGACAAGGGUCGCAGAAACAACACUGUUAUCGUCGCCGAAGGUGCUCUUGACAACAACUUGAAGCCAAUCACUGCUGAAGAAGUCAAGGAUGCUUUGGUCGAACUCGGUUUGGACACCAAGAUCACUACCCUAGGACACGUCCAAAGAGGUGGCACUGCUGUUGCUCAUGACAGAUGGCUAGCAACUCUGCAAGGUGUUGAUGCCGUCAAAGCCAUUUUGGAAAUGACCCCAGAAACUCCAUCUCCGCUAAUUGGUAUUUUGGAAAAUAAGAUCAUCAGAAUGCCUUUGAUGGAAUCCGUGAAACUCACCAAGAGUGUGGCUGAUGCUAUUGAAAGCAAAGACUUCGAUAAAGCCAUUUCUCUACGUGAUACCGAAUUCAUUGAACUGUACGAAAAUUUCAUCUCCACCACCGUUAACGACGAUGGCUCCGAGAUGCUACCCGAGAACGAACGAUUGAACGUUGCUAUUGUUCACGUCGGAGCUCCAUCUGCUGCUUUGAACGCGGCAACUCGUGCUGCCACAUUGUACUGUUUGUCGCGUGGACACACCCCAUCGGCCAUUUUGAAUGGUUUCAGCGGUUUGAUUCAAACUGGUGAGGUGAAAGAGCUAUCUUGGAUCGAUGUCGAAAACUGGCACAAUCUUGGUGGUUCUGAAAUCGGAACCAACAGAUCUGUUGCCAGCUCUGACAUGGGUUCGAUCGCUUACCAUUUCCAAAAGAACAAAUUCGAUGGUCUAAUUAUCCUAGGUGGUUUCGAGGGUUUUAAGUCCUUGAAAGAGUUGCGUGACGCUCGUGCUCAAUACCCAAUUUUCAACAUCCCUAUGGUCUUGAUUCCAUCGACUGUAUCGAACAACGUUCCAGGUACUGAGUACUCUUUGGGUGUUGACACAUGUCUAAACUCUUUGGUCAACUACACUGACGCUAUCAAGCAAUCUGCCUCUGCUACCAGAAGAAGAGUCUUCGUUGUUGAAGUACAAGGUGGUCACUCUGGCUACAUCGCGUCUUUCACCGGUUUGGUCACAGGUGCCGUGUCUGUGUACACGCCAGAAGAUGAAAUCGACUUGAAGAGCAUCAGAGAAGAUCUAGCGCUACUGAAGGAGAACUUCCGUCAUGACCAGGGAGAAACCCGUAACGGUAAGCUAGUGAUCAGAAACGAGCAAGCUUCUUCGAUCUACACCACUGAGCUGCUGUGUGACAUCAUUGCUGAGGCCUCGGGCAACAAGUUUGGUGUCAGAACUGCCAUUCCUGGCCACGUCCAGCAAGGUGGUGUUCCAUCGUCUAAGGACCGUGUUACAGGUUCCAGAUACGCUGUGAAGUGUGUCAAGUUCAUUGAAGCAUGGAACAAAAAGAACUCAGACGAGCAGAACGAGGACUUCAAGAUUUUGAGAUUCAAGUACGUGAACGGCGUCAAGGAAUUCACACUACAUGACGAGGACGCUUCAGCUGCCAUCAUCGCAGUAAACGGAUCUCACAUUUCCUUCAAGCCAAUUGCUCACUUGUGGAGCGAAGAGACUAACGUUGAGUUGAGAAAAGGCCAUGAAGUUCACUGGGAAGAAUUUAACAAGAUCGGAGAUAUGCUUUCCGGAAGAUGCAACCUUAGAAAAGAAGUCGGCGCUGAUGACAGUGCCUAA
This is a messenger RNA of Lachancea meyersii CBS 8951, 2952 nucleotides long. Lineage: Eukaryota; Fungi; Ascomycota; Saccharomycetes; Saccharomycetales; Saccharomycetaceae. The record is from the annotation of a GenBank genome assembly.